ACCUGCCUCAAAAAGACAAAAAAAGGCUCAGUCGCUCUGCCCCUGCCAUAGGUGUCCCUGGACUUUAGAGCCAGAGCCUCGGCCACUUCCGCUCCCGAGCGCUCCCCGACCUGGAAGCGGAAGUGCCCGGCCGGGGGCAGUGGCCUCCCUGAGUGCCUACCGGUGCUCUGUGCGGGGAGUGUCUGCGGCCCGUUCGCAGAUGGGGGGAGGGGCUCAGCUCAAACCCAAAGAUCUGGCUUCUGUGCAGGAUGGUUUGGAAGACACACCGUCUAGUGAUGUGCAGAUGGGUCUGAAGGCAGCUAUGCAGAAUCAGAGGAUGGAGACCCAGGUGUCUGCAUUGCAUUGCCCCAACCCAUGGGUGGCCAGGGAUUUCGCUCUGCCUUCUCAGAACCCCACCUGGUUCCAAGAAGAUGGCACAGACGAAGAAGCCAUAGUUCCUGGGAUGUUGACCAUCACCCUUCCCCAGGAACCAGUCACCUUUGGCGAUGUGGCUGUAGUGUUCAGCCCAGAAGGAUGGGUAUUUCUGGACUCUGCUCAAAGAAGCUUGUACAGAGAUGUGAUGGUGGAGAACUACAGGAACCUGGCCUCUGUGGGUCAGCUAUGUAAACCUAGCACAUUGUUUCAUCUGGAGCAAAAAGAAGAACUGUGUACCAUCAAGAGAGGAAUCUCUCAGUUGUACUACCAAGCAGGAGAAACCUCAGCUUGGUGAAGAGCUCUACAAAUGUAAUGACCUGAAGGAGUCUUUUAAUAACAUCAAACCAUGCUUUCAGUACCAGAAAAUUAAUCCUGAAGAGACCCUCUAUGCACGUCAAAGGCAUAGAAAAUCCCUCCAGAAUGCUAAGCUAAUUGUACCUGAAGAAAUCCAGACCAUGGACAAAACUUAUCCAUGUGGCACAUGUAGAAAAUCCUUCAGAUACUGCUCAGACCUCAGGCAUGUGAAGACUCACACCACAGAGAAGUUUUUCAAGUGCCAAGAGUGUGGGCAGACCUUCAAAUAUUCUUCCAAUGUGCAGAGGCACACGAGGACUCACACUGGGGAGAAACCCUUUGGAUGCAGUCAGUGUGGGAAAACCUUUACCAGGAAUUUUAACCUGGUUUUGCACCAGAGAAACCACACAGGAGAGAAGCCAUAUGUGUGCAAGGACUGUGGGAAAACAUUCAACCAGGCUUCAUCUCUAAGGAGCCACAUGAGAACUCAUACUGGAGAGAGAAGCCGUUUGAAUGCAGCCAAUGUGGAAAAGCUUUCAGGGAACAUUCAUCACUGAAGAUAUACUUGCGAACCCACACCAAAGAAAAACCAUAUGAAUGCAUUCAGUGUGGGAAGCCUUUCCGGACAAGCACCCACCUGAAUGUGCACAAGAGGAUACACACGGGGAAGAAGCUGUAAGAGUGCUGGUCAGGUCUUGAGUCAACUCUCAACCCUGAAAAGUCACAUGCGAACUCCCACUGGAGAGAAGCCAUAUGCAUGUCAGGAAUGUGGGCGAGCCUUCAGUGAGCCCUCAUCCCUUAGGAAACAUAUGAGGACUCACAGUGGCAAGAGACCCUUUGAAUGCCAGAGGUGUGGACGUACUUUUGAUCGAUCUUCACAUCUUAUUGUCCAUCUGCGAACUCACACAGCAGAGAGACCCUACCCAUGUAAUCAGUGUGAGAAAGCAUUUAGGCAUAGCUCGUCACUCUCUGUGCACAAAAAGAUCCACUCCGAGAGAAAGAAUGUUAGAAAUGGUGGUCUGACUUUAUCACUGUCCCAUUCCUAUGGUAGACCUCUUUGUAGUUAACUUCUAGUUUGUAAAAACUGUAGCAUGUUGGGUUACCAUUGUCUCUUGUAGUAGUUGUUCAUCUGCAUCUUUGUGUUGUUUUUUGAAAUACAUUUUCCUUUCUCUGUUAUGGAUUGUGGAUUCAAAUAACUACAUAUUGAAAAUAUUAAGAAAAUUAAAUCUGUAUUGAAUACAUAUGUACAUUCUCCCUUAUUCCCUAAGCAAUAUGCACUAUAACAACUUUAUGUAAUACUCAACUUUAUACUGUAUUAGAUAUCAUAAGUCAUCUAGAGACGACUUAAAGUAUGUAGUAGGGUAUGUGUGGGUUUUAUGCAAAUAUGGUGUCAUUUUAUAAAACGGACUCCAAUGUCCAUGGAUUUUGUUUCUGUGGUGUAUGUGAGGGGAGUCCUGGAACGGGUUUCUCUGACUACAGAGGGAUGGCUGUAUGUUUUUCUUUUGGUUUAAUUAUAAUAUAUCUGAACUUCCAUUAUCACCUUGACUCACAAGUUAUUUGGAAUUAGGUUUUAAACCACCAGUUUAUGGAUAAAUUUUCAUACACAUUUUGUAGCAUUAUUAUAAUGACUUAUAGCAAACUGUAUAUACCUUAAAGUGUAGAGUUGAAUGACUUUGACAUACACACACAUAUAUGUGACCACCACCCCAUUACAGACUUAGAAUAUUUAGAAUGUUUUUUUUCUAUUGCUAUGGAAAGUUCUUGAAUGCUACAUGGCUCUUUCUUAGGUACCAUUUCAUUAUUGAUUUCUAAAUUAUAUAGUUAGCAGAGUAUGGUCUUUAUGCUAUUGAAUCUUAGGUAUUUGUUGAGAUUUGCUUUUAGAUAUAAUGUGCCAUAUUCUACUAGUUGGCAACUAAAGUUGCCCCUUCUGUAUAAAAGAACCUAGUUUUGUUUUUAAAGAUUAAUUAAAAAAUAAAAAUUUUUUGGUCUUUUCUUAGA
Messenger RNA from Nannospalax galili (Upper Galilee mountains blind mole rat), 2706 nucleotides. It is a transcript of the gene Znf333, whose product is annotated as zinc finger protein 333. The record is from RefSeq and is a predicted model, not a curated record. The transcript has 7 exons. NCBI's taxonomy places the organism in Eukaryota, Metazoa, Chordata, Mammalia, Rodentia, Spalacidae. Bases 200 to 709 code for a protein of 169 amino acids. Gene Ontology annotation, biological process: regulation of DNA-templated transcription.